Molecule: messenger RNA, 1353 nt
Organism: Stylonychia lemnae
Lineage: Eukaryota; Ciliophora; Spirotrichea; Sporadotrichida; Oxytrichidae
Source: the annotation of a GenBank genome assembly
AUGUGUUUAAAUCAUUUCGACUACAUAAUUGACGGAGAAAUAAUAGAAGGUGAUUAAGAUGUCUAGUACCGGCUUUAAGCUACAAUCAAUGGAGAUCCUCAAAAUCCCAAUAACAUCAUUUCUCAAGGAUUUGUUGAUGGUGACAAUAAUCUUCAAGGAUUUUGGUCCUUGAAUGGUUAGGAAUAGAGUAAAGGGGAUAUAAGAAUCAGGAAAGCAAAUAGAGCUGACCUAUCACUUUAGAGACCAGGCCAUACUAGGCUUGAUGAUAAAGAUAUAUAAUGUAUCUGCAAGUUAUAACUAAAGAAUUAUGUGUAAACCAGAUUAAAUAAGACAAUAUCUACUAUUUAUGCCAAUAAAAUGGAACCUAAGAAUCAUGCUCUCUAAUAAUGUGCAAAGAUUGCCAUUGGAAGAUCAAAAGCAAACUUUGCUAGAGCUAUCUUCAGAAAAUUUUUUGAAAACGAAUAGCUAGCUAGGGAGUCUUCUCUAUGUAGAAAAAAUCAUGAUUACAGAUGGUUCGAACUCUACUAUCUCGAUGAAAAUGAUUUAUGGUUUAGGAAGAAGGAAAUCCUUGAGCUCUAUAUACAAAAAGAUCCGUCAGGAAAAGGUUCUUUUCAUGAGAUGAAGGUGUGCUAAUAAAGUAGAUAGAUCUAAUAUAACCAAGCAUCAAACUCAUAUGAGGAAACUUACCUGGUUCAGAAACAUUAAUGGGCGUUUAAAAGAGUUUUAAAGUCAUCUCAUGCAAUAGAAGUUUACAAGGAUAUAAUUAUUCAAUACUUGGCAAGAAGAUUUGCCUAGAAGUUUAUGGAGAUAGUUAAAAGAUUUUAUCCUGAUCAAGAAAUUUAGUUUGAUUUCAUUUAACCAUAUGUUGCUGUGCCUCUUUUUUCUAAUUCUGAUUAGUGCUAUUAUGAAAUUGAAAGCUUUUUAUCAGGUGGUUUUGCUAAAUUUAGCGGACUUAGUAAAGAUGGAAACUUUGAACAUGCUCAAAUGACUGGUGCAUUUACACAUUGGACUGCUUUGGUUUCUGGCGCUGGAUUUAUGAUUACAGAUUUAUAAGGAAUGAGAAUAGAUAAUUUUAAAUUUGUUUUGACUGAUCCUCUAAUGCAUUCAUUUAAGAAAAAUUAGUUUGGUAAAACAGAUCAUGGAUAAGAAGAUGGUAUGACUAAGUGGUUCAAGACACACAAAUGCAAUGAAAUUUGUAAAAAGUUGGGAUUAAAUAAUAAAAGCAUAAAUCAUCUUGAUAUACCAUUGAUUAUGGAGUUUUAGUAGUAUCUCAACAAAUUCAAUAGUAACAGUGAAGGUUUUCAAAAUUAAUUAGAAUUUAUUAUUGAAAAUGUACUCUCACCUAUAGCUUGA